Messenger RNA from Lycium barbarum (goji berry), 1005 nucleotides. RefSeq names its product transcription factor MYB1-like. Lineage: Eukaryota; Viridiplantae; Streptophyta; Magnoliopsida; Solanales; Solanaceae. Bases 115 to 831 code for a protein of 238 amino acids. The transcript is spliced from 3 exons. The record is from RefSeq and is a predicted model, not a curated record.
CCAAAUGGAGUAUAUGUUUUGACUUUCCGUCACGUGCUUUGCCUAAACUCGAUCAUUGGAGUUCUCUUUUUUCUUUUUAGCGUCAUUUUCAGUGUGACAUACUAGUACUCCAAAAUGUCGGGAGUGAGGAAAGGUGCAUGGACUAAAGAAGAAGAUUCUUUACUGAGGAAAUGUGUUGAGACGUACGGGGAAGGAAAGUGGCAUAAAGUUCUCAUUAGAGCUGGUUUGAAUAGAUGCAGGAAGAGUUGCAGAUUAAGGUGGCUGAAUUAUCUAAGGCCAAAUAUCAAGAGAGAUGACUUCUCUUCUGAUGAAGUUGAUCUCAUUUUGAGGCUUCAUAAGCUUUUAGGAAACAGAUGGUCACUAAUCGCGGGUAGACUUCCGGGAAGAACAGCAAACGAUGUAAAAAACUACUGGAACACUCACUUUCAAAGGAAGUUAACUACUCGUCAUCGACAAGAGAGAAAGUACAAUAACACCCUCAAGAUCACGGAAAACACCAUAGUAAGAUCUCAACCUCGGACCUUCUCAAAUACAACGAAUGUCUGUUGGUGCAGCAACAAAAGUAUCACAAACAAUGAUGAAAGCACCAAGGAAAUACUAAAUAUUUGCGAGAAGCCAACAACGUCGAUAGACGAGGGAGUUCAAUGGUGGACAAGCUUACUGGAAAAUUGCAAUGAAAUUGAGGAAGCAAAAGCUGUGGGCAGCUUUAAUGAAGAAAAUAUGUUACCAAGUAUGUUGCAUGACGAAAUUUCACCGCCCAUGCAACAAGGACAAAGUGGUAAUUUGGAUGACUUUUCAGCUGAUAUUGACCUAUGGAAUCUACUUGAUUAGUUUCAUCAAUCACAAAUAAAAGACAUCUAAUUAAUGGUAUUGUAGUACUUGUAAUAGUGAUACAUUCUAUUAUAAGCCGUUUAUACUUCGAAUCCCAACUACUAGGUACCUAGGGAUCUAGCACUAUUUUCAUGUUAAAGUUUAAAUUAUGAGUUUAAGUUACGUGAUAAAUUU